GUGUCAGCUGUGUGUGCUAAUGAAUAACAAGGUGUUAGAGUCACACUAAUGCGAAAGCUUAUUGCACCUUUGCGAAUGUAUAUAAUUUAUAUAAUAUAUAUAUAAGUUGUGGUAGCCCAUUAAAGCAAACCGUGUUGUACGAGCCCCACUUUAAAUGUUAUCAGUCGGUUUGUCUCCUCAGACAUUCACCCCAUUUAGAAUUAACAGACCUGUAUGAUUUGUGACACACCGAGACGUCAUUUUGCUUCGGGUUUGCAGGUGUGUUUAUUGUGAGCACGAGCUAAACUUUCCAAGUAGCCUCGUAUAAACACGACGAAGACAAACGUCAGUUAGAACUUGGCAUCCUGCUGCUAUGGGAAGUAAGCAAGAUAAAUAAACAAAUGGAAAAGAAAUGGAAGAUUGUUCAAGUGCUCCCGUAUCCCCUGUGGAUAGUUUAGUGACCAGUGAGGAGGAGUUGGACAGACAACAGCAGAGACUUGGAAAGAAACGGAGAUGCAGCAAAAAGUUUAGUGAAGACAGCAGCCACAGUUCAGGAAAGCGGGGAAAGAAGCCGAGUCCCAGCGCCACCCAGUCCUACGAAGAACUCCAAAAACAGCGAGUCCUGGCUAACGUCAGGGAAAGGCAAAGGACUCAAUCACUCAAUGAAGCCUUUGCAUCCUUGAGGAAAAUUAUCCCAACUCUGCCCUCCGAUAAACUCAGUAAGAUCCAGACACUCAAGUUGGCUUCCAGAUACAUAGACUUUCUCUAUCAGGUCCUGCAAAGCGACGAGAUGGACAGCAAGAUGUCCAGUUGCAGCUAUGUGGCUCAAGAGCGGCUCAGUUACGCAUUUUCAGUGUGGCGGAUGGAAGGCGCUUGGUCAAUGUCUGCAUCCCACUAGCAACAAAGUCAUUCAUGGUAUGCCAAAGGGACUGUUUUUACUUUCUGAAGAAGAUAAAAGGAUUUAUUGAACAACCUAAAGAACCUCAAAAAGAUGGUCACGAGACUCCACAGGACAGAAGCUCUCGUGUCAGAAUACUUACAAAAACAACCACCAACAACGACAACUACAACGACAAACCUAAAUGUGUUGAUGUCUCCUGCAAACAUCUUUACAAAUCCUGAAGAAUUUAAAUUUUUAAUACCGGUAUGAUGAUUCAGGAAAACUUCCACCUUUUUUGUAUAUAUAUAUAUAUAUAUAUAUAUAUAUAUAUAUAUAUAUAUUGUACUUUUGUCUUGCUUUUGUUAAUAUAAAUGUACAAACAAAUCGAAAUAUUGUACAUAACUAUUGGUGUUUCUUGGCUUUCUUUCAAAAGGAACAAUGCAAUCAGAAAGAAACCCGAAUUCUCAAAAUAUGCUGCAUGGACGCUUGAAACCUUUUUUUUUUUUUUCCUCAGCUUUUCUAUUCUGUAGUCUAUUCGGGUUAGUAUAAAUGCUGCUCGUUUUUUUAUUUAUUAAAAAUAUUUUUUAUCAA
Acipenser ruthenus (sterlet) is the source of this 1450-nucleotide messenger RNA. Its product is annotated as twist-related protein 2-like. Gene Ontology annotation, molecular function: RNA polymerase II transcription regulatory region sequence-specific DNA binding; protein dimerization activity; DNA-binding transcription factor activity, RNA polymerase II-specific. Bases 392 to 877 code for a protein of 161 amino acids. The record is from RefSeq and is a predicted model, not a curated record. Gene Ontology annotation, biological process: developmental process; regulation of transcription by RNA polymerase II. The transcript has 3 exons. NCBI's taxonomy places the organism in Eukaryota, Metazoa, Chordata, Actinopteri, Acipenseriformes, Acipenseridae.